AUGAAAUCAGCUUUGGUCAGUAGCCUGGGGCCCAAAGCCUCCGAUUGGGCGAAGAUGAAGCCGCACAUUGCGGAGCUGUACAAGGUGCAACAGCUACCAUUGAAGGCAGUCAUGAAGGAAAUAGAAGACAAGUAUGCUUUCAUCGCCAAGAUCAGAAGAUGGGGUGCCGCAGAUGCGUCAUGGAAGAAGAAUGGAAGUAGCGACGUUGGUGAAGCAAUCGCGACUACGCUCCUUCGCUACGCACAAUCCGGCCACGAGAUCGAACUUUACAGAUGGGGGGAGCUGCUUCCUGAGAGGGAAGUUUUCCGGAUCAAGAAUCAGAGUCACGUGCCUUUCCACAAGCUGUUCAAUGCAAGCCCUCCAGAGCUACCGAAGGGAUUCGUCAUUCGCCCUCAGCUCAACAACCGUGUCGAAGAUCUCACAAACGAUCUGCCGUUUCUGACUCUAGAACGUAGUAUCUACGAGCGUUUCAUCUCAAUUUGCCCUACGCCUAUGCUGGGCAGCACCGGCAUGCUUGAGUUACGAGACUAUGUCCGCGUCCAACGAGGACUUCCCUUGCUUCAGGUGUCGAACGAAGCGUUGUACGAAAGACUUAUGUCAAGGAAAUCCGCAUUACGCUCUAUCCUCCCAUAUACGAAGGGCCCAAUGAGUGACACCGGCUCAAACUCGAUGCCAAGAUAUGGUUUGAGCAAGAUUGCGAAGCUUGGAGACUACGAGAUGGCCGUUCAAUUGCUGAAUCGCGGCGCAGAGCUGAACAUAUUAUCCCAUGAAUCAGGGUACGAGACUCAACCUCCGCUCAUCGAAGCGCUCGAAGCGGAACAGUAUGACAUCGCCAAUCUCUUCCUGGACUCUGGUGCAAGACCAGAUGUAUCCUCCAGAUGUGGAAAACUGCCAAUUCAGUUCGCAAUAAGAAAAGGCAAUCAUACCAUGGUCAACAAGCUACUGGUAGCGGGAGGCUUAGGAAGUUCUGCAGCAGGAGGUGCUGCUUUCCUGGAAGCAGUAGAAAGAAAAGACCCCGAGAUGAUGGAAAAACUGUGGAAUGCUGGAGCGUUCAGCAACGAAGCACUUAGAACUGCCGCUGAGUACGAUAGCGUGGAUGCACGCGAUUGGCUGCUCUCCCAUGGCGCCGAUCCGUGCGACUCGCGAGCACUACAACAUGCCUACCACAACAGGAGCUCAUUAUUUGGAGCCAUUUUAAAUGCUCUCAGAAUAAGACCUGCAGUGGAGCUGCUACUAAAGCACGGUGCUGAUCCCAACGGCUUUACUCACAGUUUUCUAUCAGGGGAUGAUCAGGCGGUCACACCUUUCUUCAUCGCCGUCACGCGAGAUGCAGGCAACGACACGUCAUGGGCAGAACUCUUCCUGGACUAUGGGCACAAGUCGAGGGCCUUGAGAUGUACUCCUCAGACCGUAGUUGCCAAAUUCGAUGAUCCGAUGAGCGGCCAAUGUCACCCAAUGAUUACCGCUCUGCUUGCUGCAGUUGGUACGAAGAACAUGAACAUGGUUCGAUUGUUAUCGCGGCGGGAAGAUGCCGAUGUGGACUUUCCCGCGUCCGGAAGGAUCAGACGUACACCACUGCAGCGAGCAGCAGAAAUCGGAAGUUUCGAUCUGGUCGAGUUCUUUUAUGGAUCUGGAGCAGAUGUAAACUCGCCACCUGCCAGGAUAGGCGGCGCAACCGCGCUUCAACUCGCUGCCCAGGGCGGCUUCACGGCCAUAGUGGUUUACCUGCUGAGCAAAGGAGCAGAUGUGAACGCUCCUGGGGCUAUCGUCAGUGGAAUGACCGCACUCGAAUGUGCCGCUGCGCAUGGACGAGUGGAUGUUCUAUAUUGCCUUCUCCGGGCCAAUGCCGGAGAGGGUGGCCGCGACCAUGCGCAGUUCCAGAGGGCCUUCACGUACGCAAAGAAAGCGGCCCAUCUUUCAAUCGUCGACAUGUUGCGAGAGCAUUUGCAGUCAGUCGGACAGUACGAACUUUUCUUGGAGUAUAAGGACCAGGUUGCUACAACGGAAGAGGUCGUUACAUAG
Molecule: messenger RNA, 2022 nt
Organism: Alternaria incomplexa
Lineage: Eukaryota; Fungi; Ascomycota; Dothideomycetes; Pleosporales; Pleosporaceae
Exons: 5
Coding region: 1-2022 (673 amino acids)
Biological process (GO): RNA processing
Molecular function (GO): RNA nuclease activity; RNA binding; protein binding
Source: RefSeq, a predicted model, not a curated record